AUGUAUUUCCUCUCUGAACAGAAGUCCAGACACACACAGGACUCAGAGCUCAGCCUCACUUUACUCUGUUAUACUGACACAAACCCCACAGACGCUCAGGACACUGUGUGUGACAGUAAUCACACCUUGAAUCAGGAUGAAUCUACUGAUCAAACCUCCACAGAGUCUCUGGAUUCUGUCUGUAACGCUGGAGAACAGCAGAUCCUGAACACCAGACCACUGAACAUGUGUUCUGUCACACUGAUGGACUGCAGGAUACUGAUGGAGAUGAAAACAGAACUCACAGUAAAGGAAGAACAGAUUGAUGAAGAUGAGAAACGAGAUAAUUUUAUCUCCUCAGGUAAACUGUUGAACUGCAAUAACCUGGAGAUAAAAACAGAGCCCAAAUUAGAGGAAGAUAAAACUGAUGAAGAUGAGAGCGGUGAUUCAUGUGGUGAUGGAGAAACGGCCUCUACAUCAAAACAGCGACUGACAGCACAAACUCUUUCCUGCAUCACAGAGGAAGAUUUAGAGGGAUAUGAUAGGAGGCACACAGAAGAGAAAGUCUUACAAGAUCAGCGACAUCAUGCACAAGAGCACAGAGAUGAGAAACACUUUUACUGUCAGCAGUGUGAAAAGAGUUUUGUAUUCUCUUCUCCUCUGAAUGCUCACAUGAUGUCACACACUGGAGAAAAACCAUUUCACUGCAGUGAAUGUGACAAAUAUUUCAGCACCAAACAAAGUCUCAUUGCUCAUCAGAGAAUUCACACGGGAGAAAAACCUUUUCACUGCAGUGAAUGUGACAAAUAUUUCAGCUUCAAACAAUGUCUUGUUGCUCAUCAGAGAGUUCACACGGGAGAAAAAACGUACGCGUGUCCUCACUGCGAGUGGAGAUUCAACCACAAAUCCCAUCUGAAGAGACACAUGUGUGUCCACACCGAUGAGAGACCGUAUGAGUGCAGUGAAUGUGGACAAGCCUUUAAGCGGUCAAAAUAUCUACAGGACCACAUAAGAACACACUCUGUGGAGAAACUCUAUCAGUGUUCACACUGUGAUAAACGCUUCCAUCAUAAAAACAAUUUGAAACGUCAUCAGAGAAUUCACACUGGAGAAAAACCUUAUAAGUGCAGUGUUUGUGGAAAGUGUUUCAAUCAACAACCUAACUUACUAAUGCAUCAGAGAACUCAUACAGGAGAAAGACGAUAUAAAUGUUCUCAGUGUGACAAGACAUUUGCUCGAAAAGAUGCCUUAAGAAUCCAUCAGAGAGUUCACACUGGAGAGAAGCUUUUUCACUGCUCCAUCUGCGGCGAGAGAUUCACUUAUUUAAGAAGUUUAAAUUCUCAUCAGAAGAAACAUGCUGAAGAACAAACUAAUCAGGAUGAAUCUACUGAUCAAACCUCCACAGAGUCUCUGGAUUCUGUCUGUAACGCUGGAGAACAGCAGAUCCUGAACACCAGACCACUGAACAUGUGUUCUGUCACACUGAUGGACUGCAGGAAACUGAUGGAGAUGAAGACUGAACCCACAGUAAAGGAAGAACAGACUGAUGAAGAUGAUUUGUGUUCUUCAGUGAAACCUAUGAGCGACGGUGGGAACGUGAUAGAGUUAAAAAAACCCAAAUCAGAGGAACUUAACAAUGAUGAUGACAAUCAGGAUGACUCUUUUCUUCCUUCAGAUGAGAGCGGUAUUUCAUGUGGUGAUGGAGAAACGGCCUCUACAUCAAAACAGCGACUGACAGCACAAACUCUUUCCUGCAUCACCUGUGGAAAGACAUUCAGUUCACAGAUACGUUUAGAGACACAUGAGAGAAAACACACAGAACAGAAACUCUUCACCUGCACCAGAUGUGACAUCAGCUUUCAUACCUUACAAGAGAAGAAACUUCAUUCACAAGAGCACAGAGACAAGAAACACUUUCACUGUCAGCAGUGUGGGAAGAGUUUUGGCUCAUCUUUUAAUCUGAACGUUCACAUGAGGACACACACUGGAGAAAAACCUUUCCACUGCAGUGAAUGUGACAAAUAUUUCAGCAGCAAAAGAAAUCUGGCUGUUCAUCAUAGAAUUCACACGGGAGAAAAACCAUACGAGUGUCCUCACUGUGAGAAACGUUUCCGUCAUAAAUAUAAUCUGAUAACUCAUGAGAGAAUUCACACUGGAGAGAAACCUUAUCUCUGCUCUCACUGUGGAAAGAGAUUUUCUGAUCCACGUCAUUUCAGAGAUCAUCAGAGAAUUCACACUGGAGAAAAACCUUAUCAAUGCAGUGUUUGUGGGAAGAGUUUCACUCGACACAACGCUUUGCUGAAUCACAAGAGAACUCAUACUGGUGAAAGACCCUUCAAAUGUUCUCAGUGUGACAAGACGUUUGCUCGACCAGAUGUCUUGAGAACCCAUGAGAGAGUUCACACUGGAGAGAAACCUUAUCACUGCUCCAUCUGUGGAGAGAGAUUCACUUAUUUAAGAAGUUUAAAUUCUCAUCAGAAGAAACAUGCUGAAGAACAAACUGCACUGGAAUCAUCAUAGUGUUUACUUUGAUGGUCUGAUGAACUGAUCACCUGACUCAGUUAUUGCCGUUGAAUGUUGUUGUGUUUGAAAAACAGACUUAUUAUAAUGAUCUACUUCAUGAGGUUUACAAUGCUGAUAAAAUAUUCAAGAACAUGUCUCAAAGAUGAAAUAGUCUCAGUGUCGUUGUAUACAUGCUAGACAGUUCACUUCAAUUGUGAAGGGUUCUUUCAUAUUGAUACGCAAUUUGGGUCAUUUUCCACUUUCCGUUUCAUGUUCUGUACUUGUUUUCCCAUCACAUUUACUGAUAUUUUCUUAUACUUGUACUGCAUUAACAAUAGAUCAAAUUAUUUCUGUGAAAUUUAAGAUGUUCUGUACACUAGAGUUUGGUUCUUCCUGUAUCCGGUGAACAUGAUGCUUCUGUUUAACACAGAAUGUCUCUCUGGAUAUUCUCCACUAUUCCACCGUCAGUUUUCAACUCCUCCUGAUGGACGGACAACAUGUGACUAUGCAGCUGUUGUUCUGUGAAAGAUUGUGAGCAUUGUUUACAUUUCCAGAUAUAAUUGAUUCAACAUGUGCCCAUAUUAGAAUGUGUUAUUAAGAAUAAAGAAAGGCAGGAGGUUUUUGUUCUUGCCAUACAAAGUUUAAAAAUAAUACCUGGAUACUUUUUUCAGUAUUCAGAAGAUUUCAUAGUUGAUUUUUAUAAAUGUGGACGAUGCAACCCACAAUUCUUUGCGUUGCCUCGACCAAGCGUAUUUCAUUUG
Molecule: messenger RNA, 3242 nt
Organism: Triplophysa dalaica
Lineage: Eukaryota; Metazoa; Chordata; Actinopteri; Cypriniformes; Nemacheilidae
Product: zinc finger protein 271-like
Exons: 4
Coding region: 1-2499 (832 amino acids)
Source: RefSeq, a predicted model, not a curated record